Molecule: messenger RNA, 1930 nt
Organism: Erinaceus europaeus (western European hedgehog)
Lineage: Eukaryota; Metazoa; Chordata; Mammalia; Eulipotyphla; Erinaceidae
Gene: GRK4
Product: G protein-coupled receptor kinase 4
Exons: 16
Coding region: 140-1816 (558 amino acids)
Biological process (GO): protein phosphorylation; signal transduction; regulation of signal transduction
Cellular component (GO): cytoplasm
Molecular function (GO): G protein-coupled receptor kinase activity; ATP binding
Source: RefSeq, a predicted model, not a curated record
GCCGCCCCCGCCGCCCCCGCUCGCCGCGACGCCCGAACGGGGCGAGACGCCUCCGCGACCCGUCGGCUCGGUCCUGCGCGCCCGGCCCGAGCGAAGGCGGCGGCGGCGGCGGCGGCGGCCCCUGGAGCUGGGCACCUUCAUGGCCAACAAGCUGCUGCUGAGGGCGCGCCAAGGAGGCUAUAACAAAAAGCACGGCCGCAGUAAGAGGUGGAGGGAGAUGCUGCAGCUGCCCCCCGUGAGCCUGUGCAGCGAGCUGCGGCACUCCAUCGAAAAGGAUUACAGCAGUCUCUGCGACAAGCAGCCCAUAGGACGCCUUCUCUUCCGCCAGUUCUGCGACACAAAGGUGGAACUGAAGCGAUGCAUAGACUUCCUGGACGCGGUGGCAGAGUAUGAGGUGACUUCUGCUGAGGACCAGGUCUCAUGCGGAUUGUUCAUCCUGGAGAAAUUCUUCAAUAACAAGUCUGAAGCUCUCAGGCUGCAAGUGCCUGCGUGGACCAUGCGCGAGUGUCAGCUGAAGCUGAGGGAGAACUCAACCACCGAAGUCUUUGAGGGCUGCACGAGGGCCGUCCACAACUUUUUAAGUGGAGAACCAUUUAAGGAAUACCAAGAAAGCGCAUAUUUUUCUCGCUUUUUACAGUGGAAGUGGCUGGAAAGGCGCCCAGUAACGAAGAACACGUUUAGACACUACAGAGUACUAGGGAAAGGCGGCUUUGGAGAGGUGUGCGCCUGCCAGGUGCGAGCCACAGGGAAGAUGUACGCCUGCAAGAAGCUGGAGAAGAAGCGAAUCAAGAAGCGGAACGGCGAGGCCAUGGCACUUAACGAGAAGCGGCUGCUGGAGAAAGUCCACAGUAGGUUUGUAGUCAGUUUAUCUUACACCUAUGAGACCAAGGACUCCCUGUGCCUGGUGCUGACCAUCAUGAACGGAGGGGACUUGAAAUUCCACAUUUACAACCUGGGCAGCCCCGGCUUUGAGGAGCAGAGGGCCGUCUUCUAUGCCGCCGAGGUGUGCUGUGGCUUGGAGGACCUGCAGCGGGAGAGGAUCGUGUACAGAGACUUAAAACCCGAGAAUGUUCUCCUGGACGACCGUGGCCACAUCCGCAUCUCGGAUCUCGGCUUAGCCAUGGAGGUCCCAGAGGGCGAGACCAUCCGAGGACGGGCUGGCACUGUCGGCUACAUGGCCCCCGAGGUGAUCAAUAACGAGAGCUACACGUUCAGUCCCGACUGGUGGGGCCUCGGCUGUCUCAUCUACGAGAUGAUCCAGGGACAUUCGCCUUUCAAAAAGUUCAAAGAGAAGGUCAAGCGUGAGGAGGUGGACCGCAGGGUGAAGAGGGACACAGAGGAGUACUCCGACAGGUUCUCAGAGGACGCCAAGUCCAUCUGCAGGAUGCUGCUCACCAAGAACCCCAAACAUCGUCUGGGCUGCAAGGGUGACGGGGCUGCGGAAGUAAAGAAGCAUCCCAUCUUUAAGGACAUCAACUUCCAGAGGCUGGAGGCCAACAUGCUAGAGCCCCCCUUCUGCCCUGAUCCCCAGUCCGUGUACUGCAAGGACGUUUUUGACAUCGACCAGUUCUCCACCGUGAAGGGCGUCUGCCUGGACGCCUCCGACGACACCUUCUACACUCAGUUCGCUACGGGCUGCGUCUCCAUCCCCUGGCAGAAUGAGAUAAUCGAGUCUGAGUGCUUCAAGGACAUCAAUGACAGCGUCACAGGGGACGACGUGGCCUUGGAGCUGCAGGAGAGUAAAGCCACAGUGGCGGCCGAGUCCUCGAAAGCAAAGAAGGGCUUCUUCUGCCCGCUCCUGCGGAGAAGUGCCUGAGGAAGAAAGAGAACGAGCGGCAGAAGCCUCUUCAGACGCCGGAUGCAUGUGACCAGUGAGACCUGUUGUCGGUACACCCAGUAAGAUGGACCAAUAAACAGUGCUUUCACUGAA